Molecule: messenger RNA, 1791 nt
Organism: Erigeron canadensis
Lineage: Eukaryota; Viridiplantae; Streptophyta; Magnoliopsida; Asterales; Asteraceae
Product: protein ABCI7, chloroplastic
Exons: 3
Coding region: 73-1566 (497 amino acids)
Biological process (GO): iron-sulfur cluster assembly
Source: RefSeq, a predicted model, not a curated record
CCUUAUGGCGAUAUCUUUGAUUCCCAGUCAAAAUAAACCCACACACCAGACUCCUCACCAUCUCCACCUUCAAUGGCUGUUUCAGCCUUUACACCAAUCAUCCGUACAACCCCAUCACCAUCUUUCACUAUACCCACAUCAUCAUCAUCAUUCCUCACGAAACCAAGAAAGGUCAAACCUUUUUUGUUGACCAAACAAUCUUUACCCCCAAUUUCAGCUGCUCUUUCUGACCCAUUUGUUCUUCAAAUUGCAGAAUCUUUAGAAGAUUCCUUACCAUCUUCAUCAUCAUCAUCAAAUUUACAAAAGCUCAGAGAUUUUGCUUCGGAAUCUUUACUUUCUACACCAUGGCCUUCAAGAAAAGAUGAGCCUUUUAGGUUCACAGACACAUCUUUCAUUAAACAAUCAGAUAUUAUACCUGUUUCUUUUCCUAUAAAGCAUGAAUCUUUAAACAAUUUAAGUGUUUUUGAGGAUACCCAGUGGCUUAAUUUGACUAUAGUUGAUGGAUAUGUUGUUGAUUCUUUGUCACAGUUAUUAGGUUUGCCAGUUGGGGUUUUUGUUGGGGGGUUUUCGAGUAUCGGGUCCGAGGAAAUAACGAAAAGGGUACUCGAGUUUUUGGCUGGUAACGAACAGGGUGAUUUGUUUUGGUCCCUUAAUGGUGUUGGGUCACCUGAAUUGGUUGUGGUUUAUGUGCCUGAAGGAUGUAAAGUUGAGGGCUUAUUGCAUUUGAGAUAUGUUUCGAAUGAAGGGAGUGAUAAGGGUUCGAAGAAGUUGCCGGUUUCAAAUCCGAGGGUUUUAGUUGUGGUGGAGAAAGGUGGGGAGAUUGGGAUACUUGAAGAGUAUAUGAGCGGUGAUGGGGAUUUGAGUUAUUGGACGAAUUCGGUUAUGGAAGUUGUGGUUGGUGAAGAAGCUAAAGUUAGUCAUUCUUAUAUUCAGACUCAAUCUUUGAACUCUGCACAUAUUAAAUGGACAUCCAUUCGACAGGAAAGGUCAAGUACCUAUGAGCUAGUAGAGGUAAGCACGGGUGGAAAGUUGAGCAGACACAAUGUCCAUGUGCAACAAGUUGGGUCAGAUACGAUAACUGGAUUAUCAACAUUUCACUUGUCUGGUAAUGAUCAAACACAAGAUCUACAUAGUAAAAUAGUUUUGGAUCAUCCACGGGGAUUUUCUAGGCAACUUCACAAGUGCAUUGUGGCUCAUUCACUUGGACAGGUUGUAUUUGAUGGGAACGUAAAGGUCAACAGAUACGCACAACAGACAGAUGCUGGUCAACUAACAAGGAGCCUUAUUCUUGAGCCACGUGCAACGGUUAAUGUGAAACCGAAUCUGCAGAUAAUUGCUGAUGAUGUCAAGUGUUCUCAUGGAGCUUCAAUAUGUGACCUGGAAGAGGACCAGCUGUUUUAUCUUCAGGCGAGAGGUAUUGAUCUGCAAACAGCCAGGAAAGCCCUUAUUCUCUCGUUUGGUGCUGAGGUUAUAGAUAAAUUUCCAUCCAAUGAUCUCCAAAAGAAGGUGGAGCUUCAUGUAAAGAAAUUACUGGAUCCUCAAGUGGAUGUGGAAAAAUCGGUGUAAAUUUUGAUUUUGAAAAGUAAUUUGUUUGAAAUGUGUAACCAAAAGUGGACUUUGAUUACAAAUCCAAAAUUUAUAGGAAAUUUGAAAUUCUAUGUGUAGAUGUUGAAGGCUAUCUGUAGAUGUUGAGGUGUCUGGAGAAGCGGAAGAUCCUUAUUUUAAUAUGUGUUACACAGAUACGAUUGUCUCAUUUUUUCUGUUUCGGGUAAUUUUAAAAUAAGUUUCUCA